CGUUCGAAAACAGCCAAGCAGCCAAGCCUGGCCAGGCCGAGUCCGAAAGUAAAAGCACAUUGCAGCCGUUGUCAGUGUUUCGAAGCAAGUGUAGGUAUUGUGUGGCAACUGCCUGUACGAUUAGCAUUGACUUUCUUUUGUAGCAUCGCAUUUAGUUGUGCUUUCAAACCUCACCGCCGCAAAACGAUGGACGCCACGAAAGCGGAAAGCAUCGACUCUGACAGUAGCCUUGUCUUUCGUUCAAUCCCCAGCGGUUUCAUCCCGAGCAUCGUCGCGUCCGUCAGCAUUGAAGGUUGUAAUACCGACAUAUCCAUCAUGGAGUUUACGGACAAACUGUUUGUCGUGAUUUCCCAAUACAAGAAACUCGGAACCCUCGUGCUCAUAACAAAAGACUCUGCAAACUGCGACAACCCCCAGAAGCUUGUGUACACCACGAAAGUGCUGUUUGGAAAGGACGAGGCAGAGGUAGAUGCGACUGCCAAGCUCAUAGCAAUGACAAUCAAGUCCUCAAAGACGGUUCUCCUAAGCCUUGCCUUGAAAAAGUUCUCACCAACAAUUGUGCGAAGCAUUGCAGCAGCUGUGGCCGCUCAACUUGUGUCCUUCAAUUCUCCAGUGCACCAGAAUGUAAUACCUGGUACAAGCUAGUGACUGUGACGCUUUUGUGUACAUUAACCAUACAAGCUCUUGACAGGUGCUUGUAUGGUUGUUGGUGCGAGUGAAGAAUGUUAAUCUCCGAACAGCAGGCAAGGUCGCCGCUUCUAGCAACUAUUGUUGAGCAUUUUAACUGUAGCUCACUGGAAACUACUGUACAGAACAAGGAUUUGAUCAUGGAUGUGAAAUCAAGUGUGAUGUGCUUCAGGAAGACAAAAGAUUCAUCAUACAAUGAACAGCUUUGAAGUUAUUAUCCAUGUAGAGGAAUGUGGGCACUAGAGUGGAAGUCUUAGCCAAAUGCAACGUCUGACACAGCAGAGAAGCUGAAAAGGCAAGAAAUGAAUAGUUAUGCAGAGUUACCACGGUGAUGCGUCAGCUGAGUUUGAUGCUUAACAUUAUGGCUUGGUGUAUUGACUGGCCAAUUAAUACAGUGUUUUUUGUACUAUGCACAAUUUUUUAUGAAGACUGAGCAUGGCACACACAGUGUUCUGGCAAAGGAGUUUUAAGGCGAGGCAGACGAUUUUUGAUAUUAAUUUAAAUUUUGAAUGUUAACAAAAGAUCAUUAUCAUUUUAUUUGAACCUUGGAGGCAGUUUAUAGAGCUAAUUUGGAGGCAGUCACAUUUUAAGGCACAGCUAUUUUUUUUUCUUCUUUACUGCCAAAAUUCUUGCCCAAGUUGAGAUUAUCAUCAUUGAAUUUCUAUGCUCAAUCCAGGCAAUCUUAAAUCUGCGUGCACUAGGAGAGUUGGGAAGGCAGCCCCAUGACGAAAUGUAUGACGAAACUUGAAGGCUAAGCAGUUAGCUCGUGCUUGUAAGAUGACUUGCCAAUUCAUCUGGCAAGCAUCUGCCAUGAUGUGCCAUGAUUCAUACUUAUGCACUUCGUCAUCAGGUGUUUAUGACAUAGUAGCGGGAAUGCCUCAGUAGCAUGCUCGGUUUCGAUAUUGUUUGCAUUGAGCUUAGGAAUUUUAUAUUAACACCUUGAAUUAGGUGCAACUUUCAGGAUUAAAAAAAAAAAUUCAACUGCUUCCAAAUUUGCUAUGUAAACAUGCCCCCGAGGUUCCAUUAAUAAGUUAACGAACUUUUUUUAGUCUCGGCGGCAAUGUCUGCCUGACUUUACAAAUUCUCAGCAAAAUUGCCAUGCGUGCUGUGCUCAGUCUUCAAGAAUACACCCUAUAUAUUUAUUGACUUGUAAUAGUGCAACUACUGCAGGGAGCACCAGGUUAACGUCUCUGCAGAUGAUGGCCACAUUGUAACAGCUUUUUGGUCAAAUGACUUUGAAAAAAUUUGUACAACCUCCACUUGAAGUAAACCAUACUUUCUGCUGCAAGAGUUGUUACUGCAUAAGGGGACAGGUUGUUUAAAAAGCAUGUAGAGAAGCCGAUUUCUUGCAUAAUGACCUAAAAUGGUACAGAACACACCUUCAUAUUUGAGUGAAUCUGUAAUUGUUUUAAAAGCUACACAAUUAUCCACAGUUCAUAUGAACAUGUUGUAAGGGCAACAGCUAUGGUGUUUUAAGAUUUUCUUGUAAAAGGCAUUCUCGCAAUAAUAUGAGGCACUCUGCCUAAUUGGGUGUUGAGAUGACUUUUGAGCUUAUGUGAUGAUACAUUGAAGACUCUUAGAAUGAGUGCCAGUGUAUUUUAUUCAAGCACUGCUAGGCCAGUGUGAUGGUCCAGUGAAUUUCCUUGCAAGAACAGGUGGCUUGAUGGACUCACUGGUGCACUUGAAGCCAUCCAUGUGGUUGCACCUAAACCUACACUGCUACCUUUACCUCGCUAUUACAGUGCAUAAACAUUCCUUGGUGCGAGUUGUUUCUGCCACAUGAGCGUCAUUGGUACCGCUGGAGGCUCUGAACGUUUGCAUCCGCUUGACCAAGGUGCUUCCUGAAAGAUUAUGCUGCCACAGUUGCCUAAUGUUUUCAUGUGACCUAGGAGUGCUGGUCCUUGCUGCUGUGCAGGAAAUGCCACAUGAAUUUUACUACUCAGACAGACAUCUUUUGAUAUCAUGGUGUCCAUUGAGGUGUGCUCACCUUUACCAAGUGAGGUAGUAGGGUGUCGCAUGCAGGUAAAUGCCAUAAUUAAAAUGGUCCAUCUACCAUGCCACUUCA
Molecule: messenger RNA, 2752 nt
Organism: Dermacentor albipictus
Lineage: Eukaryota; Metazoa; Arthropoda; Arachnida; Ixodida; Ixodidae
Product: proteasome assembly chaperone 3-like
Biological process (GO): proteasome assembly
Source: RefSeq, a predicted model, not a curated record